Magallana angulata is the source of this 3889-nucleotide messenger RNA. RefSeq lists its product as uncharacterized. The record is from RefSeq and is a predicted model, not a curated record. The transcript has 7 exons. The coding region runs from base 316 to 1341 and encodes 341 amino acids. Lineage: Eukaryota; Metazoa; Mollusca; Bivalvia; Ostreida; Ostreidae.
AGAUCAAAUAAUUGAACACGCUGAAAGCAACUCGCUCAUGUGAACAUUUAUAGCAAUUCGAAGACAAAAUAAUGAAAUAGUAUUUUUCGGUUUCUGGAUUAUCGACUACACGCGGGAAAUGGUCGAAUGAUUUAUGAAGUAUGACAGAGAGAUGAAUAACAUUAAAUAUUAAAAUUUUACCCUCUUGCAGAGCCCGAUUGUCUCACAUCGCAGGAGUUUUACCAUGUAUAUUGCAGCUGUAUGAGAUGUGCAGUGGGUAGCUUUGCCGAAGGGUUUUGAUGUCCAGCGGCUUGAUCAGUGAUAUAUCUCGGUGACAUGAUGUAUGACGUUGUUCCUGUUCUGUUGAUUUUAUGUACAAUUGGACGAAAAGCGCUCAGUAAUCUACAAGAAUCAGAUCCAAAAUGCCGUUACCGGGUGCACUUUCCAAAGGCUUCAUGGCACACAGCGUAUGACGUAUGUGCCGGAGAAAACAAAACUUUAGCGAAAAUAUCUUCCCAAAUAGAAAUACAGCUUGUAGAUUUAGUGUUGUUAGACGUAGAGAAACUUAUCGAACAGCUUGAGGUGAAAACAGAUUUACAAGGCGUAUGGAUUGAGGGGUUUCGACGGUCUUCCAACAAUGAAACCAUGCAACAAAACUGUCGGAGUCUAGAUCCUACGUUUAACAUAGUGACCGCAGCAGAGGACGAUAUACUAUGUCUCUACUAUAACUACACAGACAAAAAGUUCUAUGCAGAUAAUUGUAGUACAGACAGGGCGUUUCUUUGUGAAAGUAUGACUACUGAUUUGGAAAAUUGUAUGAUGAAUAAUGGGAUAACAUCGGUCGUAAGUGAUAUACCGAAUGGAAUAUGUGAGUUGAGGAGUAAGGACGCUUCUUUAAUAACCCUAGAAGAGUGCAAAUCGGGUUGUUUGAAAGAAUCUAGAUGUUAUGCUAUAGAAUACUCAUCAUUCUGCAAAGAAUAUAUGUACAAGCAUGAAACAUCCCGGUGUUACUUUGGAAGAGGAACGGUGUUUAUCGACCACAAAGGCCUCUUCAUUUACCAUCCAACCCUACCAUCGCCGGCCGCUGCAAAACCAUUUAAAGAAUGGUGUCCAGAAAUUACCCAAGAAAUCAUACAAGAAAAAAUAGAAAACAUUCAAAAAAACUUGACGGUGAACAAGAAGGAGACAAACCAGUAUAUCCGGACGUUAACCAGCGCCCCCGACGAGCGGCAGUCGGCCAAGAACAUCGGCAUCGUCGGGGUGACCGUCAUCUCUGUCGUGUUUGGAGUCAUCAUGUUAUCCGACUGUAUCAACGUCGUUAAAGGAAUCCAAAACAAAUGUAAAAGGUCGGAGGACAGCUGAAUAUUUCAAACAGGUUCCAAUGCAUUGGUUGCAUCCGUCUACAUUAGGAUUAGGAUCCUAACAAAAAGGUCCAACAAGUUCUUACGUAUUACAUUAUUUCAUUUUAUGCCUCCUCAUUCUCUUACCUACACAUCAAACAAACUCACAAAUGUGUUGAAAAUUUUUAUUGAUCAGAAUAUGAUUUUAUCCUAAUCAAAACAUAUAAACAUUGAUGUGCAUCAUAUCUAGUACAUACCAAUAAUUCAAGUAGAACAAAAAUCAAAAUACUGUAACUGUAAAAAACAUAUGUUAAAACCAACUGCAACAUAUACCGGUAAUAUGUAAAGCAGAAUAUUAUACAAGGUAAAACUAUGCAUUCAAACACAUAGGAAAAAUUAUUUAUAAUACAAACUGAUGGCAGAAGGUGGGAAAAUAGGCGCUUGUGUUUAUCGUUUUUCCCUGUCCCGUUUUAGAUGUAUUUAUACAUUGCAAUGUCAUUGUGUGCCUACGUAUUGAUACAAAACACAUCGAUUUAACAUUAAAGUCUUCUAUAUAGAACGUGUAAAAUUAACCAAUUUUAGAUACUGUUUAAAAACGACGUUUUGUUAAAUUGUUUGUAUCAAUAGAUGUGGUUGAAUAUUGUCAUAGCUAAUUGGUUAUAGUAUUAAGCUUAUGAACCACAGAUCUUGAGUUCGAAUCAACUCCGAGCAUUUCUUUAUAUUUUCUGAAUUAAAUUUGUGAAAAAAAAUAUUUUUUUAUCCAAAAUUGCAUAUUUUUUCACUCAUUUAUAUACAUCAAUAUAUAUUUAUCAUAACCAAGUAAUUUUCUGCUGAUUUGAUAAACUACUAGUAAUUCAAGGUGUAGUGAAUGUCACUUUAUAUUAAUUAGUUAAACAUUUUCAUAUUAUAUUCAUGAAUAUUUUAUCAAAAAUAUUUACACUUAAGUUUUUAUUCAAACAGAGAUUAGAGGAUACGUGUGUAUAGUUUGUCUGUAUCUGGUAUGUAUUACCAAUAAAUUCCCCUAUACGAUCGAGCAAUUUUCGACAGAUUUAUGAUGACAGAUAAAGGUACAAUGUCAAAGAUUACGCGUAUGCAAAAAUAAGUUUAAAAUUCGAAUACCGAGGGACCAUAUGGCACAAUAUCUUUUGAACGCCCAUUUAAAGUCAUUUUUGCUCAGGUGAGCGAUGUGGCCCUAAGGGCCUCUUGUUAGUAUAUUUAUUAUAAUUUUAUAUUUUGUUACCAUUUAUGUGUAUAAAAUUUACCCAAAACGAUACCAUUUUUGUAAAAAUACGUACAUAAUGGGGAUAACGUCCAGUUUCUCUACUAGUUUCUUGAAAACGGAAGUGACGUUUAGCUUGAUUAAAAUAAUAAACAAUUACGGAUUGUUGAUAACACAUGGUCAGUAUUGCAUUUGAUUGAAUAUAUUAAACAUGGUCAACUGGCUGAUUUUUUCCGUGAAACUCAUAAAAGAAUGUCUUUUUUUUUGGAUUAUUUACUAAACGCUCUCGUGAGCAUGAUUAAUUUUACUUCCCAAACAUUGCAGUUUUUACCUAGAGAUUUGAAAUGUUCCGAGUUGAACACGACAGUGUAUAAUUGUUAUUUAAAUUUGAAUUAAGAUUUGAUUAAAAGAGUCCUUGCAUAGAGAUCUACAUAACAAUAUUACAAUAUUGUUACAAUAUUGUUUUUGCAUGUUGAAAUGGUCGCUCAUUUAUGAGUGUGAAUUGCAGUAUGAAAUUUAGGGGGUUUUGUUUGAAUUCAUAAAACAUUGUUUCAUUAUUUACAAGCUAUUGAUGAAAAAAUGUUGUUUUUUGUUGUUGUUGAAUCAUAUAAUUUACAUUAAAAAAUGCAUUGUAGGUUGAGGCAACUCGUUUUAAACAUGUUAAUAUGCCAUUGUAUAACUUCAAGAUUGAGAGGUACUUAGUGUGAACUGUAGGCGUAUGACAUCAAAAUAAAUACAUGUAUAUAUCUCUUAUUGCCUAACUAGAAAAUAACAACAAAAUUAUCUCUUUUAAUUAUUCGACGAACUCAUAUAACUUCUUUAUUAUUAAUUCGACAUGUACAAUGAUUGCAAUAUCAUCAAAAUUAAUAAUUUUUCUUUACUCUAUAACCCUCUAUUUUACAGGAACCUUUUUAAUAAAGUGGAAAUUGAAAGAUAUAAAAUUAUAUUCCCACAGUUUCAUAGUGUAAGGGGGAGGGGGAAUUGCAAUCAAUUUUUAUCUGUUAAGGUGAGUCUGACUGGUAAUUUACUGACAGCACAGCCUUCUUAAAAUAAAUCAUAAAAUAACUAGAAACUAAAAUAAACUGUUGAAUAACAUUCUUGACAAACAGUCUAUGAUCUGGAUAUCUUUUAUAUCAGAAUAGUAUAUAUAUCUUUUACUGUGAUAUUUAAUAUUUUGUAUCUUCCAUUUAUCAUGUGUUAUAUUUACACGAUACAAUAGCAAAAUAGUUUCAUUUCUCAUUUUUCAAUAAAUGUUUUUUUGUAAUUGCACUUUAUUAUAAUUAAAUGCCAUGUUAAUACAUGUAUAAAAAUAUUUGAAAAAAUAUCAUGAUUUUAAAUAUAUAUCUAUCGU